This is a messenger RNA of Cebus imitator (Panamanian white-faced capuchin), 5171 nucleotides long. It is a transcript of the gene FAM135B, whose product is annotated as family with sequence similarity 135 member B. NCBI's taxonomy places the organism in Eukaryota, Metazoa, Chordata, Mammalia, Primates, Cebidae. The record is from RefSeq and is a predicted model, not a curated record. The transcript has 19 exons. The coding region runs from base 33 to 4256 and encodes 1407 amino acids.
UCUUAUUUUUCAGGUAAUGAGCCAAAAAGAUCAUGUCUGAAGUACAAGGAACAGUUGAGUUUUCGGUAGAGCUACAUAAAUUUUAUAAUGUGGAUCUCUUUCAGAGAGGGUAUUACCAGAUCCGAGUGACCUUGAAGGUGUCCUCAAGGAUCCCCCACAGACUGAGUGCCUCCAUAGUCGGGCAGACAGAGAGCAGCAGCCUGCAUUCAGCCUGUGUCCAUGACAGCACUGUGUACAGCCGGGUCUUUCAGAUCUUAUACCGGAAUGAAGAGGUGCCCAUAAAUGAUGCUGUGGUCUUCCGAGCUCAUUUGCUCUUAGAUGGUGAAAGGGUGGAAGAUGCGCUGAGUGAAGUAGAUUUUCAACUCAAGGUGGAUCUGCACUUUACGGACAGUGAACAGCAGUUGAGGGAUGUGGCCGGGGCACCGAUGGUCAGCAGCCGCACACUUGGCCUGCACUUCCACCCCCGGAAUGGUCUGCACCACCAGGUCCCCGUCAUGUUCGACUAUUUCCACCUGUCUGUGAUCUCAGUGACCAUCCAUGCUUCCCUGGUGGCUCUGCAGCAGCCCUUGAUCAGUUUUACUCGCCCAGGAAGAGGCUCCUGGCUUGGUAAAGGUGGCCCAGACACCGGACAAGAACAGUCCAUCAUUUCUCUGGAAAACUUGGUCUUUGGAGCUGGAUACUGCAAGCCAACUUCCUCAGAGGGAAGCUUCUAUGUCCCCUCCGAGAACUGCAUGCAGCAUGCACACAAGUGGCACCGAGACCUGUGCCUGCUGCUCCUCCACGCUUACCGGGGACUCCGUCUCCACUUCCUGGUGAUCAUGCGGGACAUCCCGGAGCUGCCACACAUGGAGCUCGAGGCGCUUGCUGUUGAAGAAACACUUUCUCAGCUGUGCUCAGAGCUACAGAUGUUGAACAAUCCAGAGAAGAUUGCCGAGCAGAUAAGCAAGGAUCUGGCCUGGCUCACCUCCCACAUGAUGGCUCUGUGGACCCAGUUCCUGGACACAGUCACUCUGCACUCCCAAGUGACCACUUAUCUCACCCAGGAGCACCACACCCUGAGGGUCCGAAGGUUUUCUGAGGCCUUCUUUUAUAUGGAGCACCAAAAACUUGCGGUCCUGACAUUUCAGGAGAAUCUGAUACAGACGCACAGCCAGCUGUCCCUGGACAUCCGGAACUCGGAGUACCUCACCAGCAUGCCCCCGCUGCCCGCAGAGUGCCUGGACAUUGACGGCGAUUGGAACACCCUGCCGGUCAUCUUUGAGGACAGAUACGUGGACUGCCCUGCGACAGGGCAUAACUUGAGUGUUUAUCCUAAUUUUGAUGUUCCAGUGACAAGUCCUACAAUAAUGAAUCUAAAAGAGAAAGAAGAUAACUGUAUGGUAAAUAGCAAUUUAUCUUUUAGGGAAGACCUUGGCCUGUCUACCAUAAAACCAUCCCAAGUGGAUUCUGAUGAAGAAGUUAUCAGGUGUCCAGAGCCGGCUGAGAACACGGCCACACAAAAUCAUACAGAUGUGUGCUCUGACUCUCAGGUGUAUAUGACAAUUGGUGAAUUUCAAAGCAAAGCAGGUAUGCCUGAAGAUGAAUGUUGGACUAGCCAAACAUCUGAUGCUGGGACAUAUCCCAUGGCAGAUGUGGACACUUCUAGAAGGAGUCCAGGCCCAGAGGAUGGACAGGCCCCAGUGCUGACCUACAUUGAUAUACAAUCUAGCAAUAAGAACCCCUCCAGAGCUGAACCUUCGAUGGCCUUCAAUGCUCAGCAUGAGAGUAGGACCUCUAGAGACAAGCAUAGAUUAGACAGGACUGGGCUAAGCAAAGUGGUAGCAGGUGGAAGCCACCAAAAUGCCAUCUCAUCAGACAAAACAACUCUCCAUGAAUUAAAUACUCUUGGAAGGGGAGCAGACCAAGAGGGGAAGGUGGUGCUGCUAGGCUUGAAGCUCAUCCCCUCUGAUCCCUGUGAUCCACUAAGUUCUACACUGAGGGAGCCCUUAGAUGUUAGGUCCUCCCUAAAGGACUCUCACACAGAAGAGCAGGAAGAACUCUCUGUGCUCUCCGGGGUCAUCAAGAGAUCUUCAUCCAUCAUAUCUGAUUCAGGCAUCGAGAGUGAGCCAAGCUCCGUCGCCUGGUCGGAGGCCCGAAGCAGGGCCCUGGAGUUGCCCAGUGAUCGGGAAGUCUUGCACCCGUUUGUUCGAAGACAUGCCCUCCACCGGAACUCCCUAGAGGGUGGACACACAGAAAGUAACACGAGUCUGCCAAGUGGCAUCCAGGCUUCUCUUACCUCUAUUAGCUCUUUACCUUUUGAGGAGGAUGAGCGGGAGUUGGCACUCACUAAGUUAACCAAGUCCGUAUCUGCUCCCCACAUCAGCAGCCCAGAGGAAGCCGCUGAGGAUAUAGUGACCAAGCAGCAAGACAGAGGUUUUGCUGAACCUUCAGAUAUGCACAGCGGGAGCCACGGUUCCCCUGGACCUUGCUCUCAACUUUGUGGUGACUCUGGAACACAGGAUGCUGGAGUGGACCAUCCCCUGGUGGAGAUAGUUUUAGAUGCUGACAACGAGCAGAGCCCAGGAUACAUAGACAUCCCCAAAGGGAAAGGGAAGCAGUUUGAUGCUCAAGGAGACUGUCUUCUUGAUGGCAGGACUGAGAACACUCCAGGUAUUGAAACCAAAGGUCUUAAUUUAAAAAUACCACGUGUCAUAGCACUUGAAACCCCCAGGACCAGAUCUCUUCAUAGAACACUAAUGGAAACUCCAAAGGGCAAGCCUAAAGACUUGAAAGUGGGUCAGACGGCUCUUUCUAACAGUGGCAUCUCAGAGACUGAGGGUAUCUCCCAGCAUAAGUUGCCAGAAUUGAGCUAUACAUCAGUUGCUGAUGCCAUCAACUUGAACUCAACAGGCCAGCGAAGCCAAAGUGGUUCACCUUGCGUUAUGGAUAACACAGCGUUUGAUAGAGGAGUGAAUGCCUUCCCGGAGUUUGAACAUAAAGCAGGCACUGUGUGCCCCACUGUGACCCAUUCCGUUCAUUCCCAGGUUUUGAAAAACCAAGAGCUGAAGGCAGGCACUUCCAUCAUGGGGUCCCACCUGACCUCUGCAGAGACCUUCACUCUGGACAGCCUGAAGGCUGUGGAGGUUGUUAACUUAUCUGUGUCUUGCACUGCCACGUGUCUCCCUUUCUCUUCUGUGCCCAAGGAGACCCCUGCCAGGGCUGGAUUCUCCUCCAAACAGACCCUGUUUCCCAUCACUCAUCAGCCUUUGGGAUCCUUUGGAGUUGUUUCUACACAUUCCAGCACACUGGAUGAGGAAGUCCGGGAAAGGAUGUUUAGUUUUUAUCAGGCCAAAGAAAAAUUUAAAAAAGAACUGAAGAUUGAAGGAUUUCUGUACAGUGACUUAACUGUACUAGCUUCUGAUAUACCGUAUUUCCCACCAGAGGAAGAAGAAGAAAAUUUGGAAGAUGGAAUUCACCUGGUUGUCUGUGUCCAUGGUCUGGAUGGGAACAGUGCAGACCUCCGGCUGGUAAAGACCUUCAUAGAACUGGGGCUCCCUGGAGGAAAACUGGACUUCCUAAUGUCUGAAAAGAAUCAGAUGGACACAUUUGCAGAUUUUGAUACCAUGACGGAUCGGUUAUUGGAUGAAAUCAUUCAACAUAUUCAGUUGUACAACCUCUCCAUAUCCCGAAUUAGCUUCAUUGGCCAUUCUCUUGGCAACAUCAUCAUCCGAUCGGUCCUCACACGGCCUCGGUUCCGGUAUUACCUCAACAAACUCCACACGUUCCUGUCACUCUCUGGGCCUCACCUGGGAACCCUGUAUAACAACAGCACCCUGGUUAGUACAGGCUUAUGGCUCAUGCAGAAACUGAAGAAAUCUGGGUCUCUACUGCAGCUGACCUUCAGGGAUAAUGCUGAUUUGCGCAAAUGUUUCCUCUACCAACUAAGCCAAAAAACAGGGCUGCAGUAUUUUAAAAACGUCGUGCUGGUUGCUUCUCCCCAAGACCGUUAUGUGCCAUUUCAUUCAGCCAGGAUCGAAAUGUGUAAAACUGCCCUCAAAGACAGACACACAGGGCCAGUUUAUGCGGAAAUGAUCAACAACCUCCUAGGCCCUCUGGUUGAAGCCAAGGACUGCACUUUAAUCCGACACAACGUGUUCCACGCCCUGCCCAACACUGCCAAUACCCUGAUAGGCCGAGCUGCUCACAUCGCUGUGCUGGAUUCAGAACUCUUCCUGGAGAAGUUUUUCCUGGUGGCAGGACUCAACUACUUCAAGUAGUGGCUUUGAGUGAGCAGGCCUUGGGUAAUGCUUAAGAUAGGUGGAAAGCUUUAACUAAGACCUGCUUUUACAGACCUCACCAUUUCAGAAUGAAGCUCAAGGGAACAGCGUUGAGGGAUGGAGGCUGGGGUGGAACCCGAUGUGAGAGGUGCUUUUGUUUUGGAGAUUUGGGAAAACUGAGCAAAUAGACUAAAUGACAACAAACUUUGUGUGAAUUUGUGUAGUUGCCUGGAGUGUCAUUCAAGAUGCUUUCUAGGAAAAUAUGAGAGAAUAAACAGAAUACUUGGGAGUUGGUGAGCUAGCCACUAUUGGCUCACUGAGAGAUGACUCCAAUUUAACUAGACUUGCCCAGUAUGUUACUAGCUUAUAGCUUUAUCAUUUCUGAUUAAAUUAAGUGCAAACAAGCAUUUCAGAACUCAGGUUAAUCUCUGUGCAGAAGUGGAACAUAUUUGUGUAAAUAGAAUCCUCAAUAGAUUCAAAUGCGCCAAUUGUUCAAGAAAAUGUGAUGCCCAUACUCGUAUUUUCUCUUCACGUUUUCCAAACAAGAGACCAAGGAAUGCAUUACAAAUCCCACUUUUAUUUCAUAACAGCAGUGAGCAGGGUGACUUAAGGUAAAGAGGGAUAAAGGUGAUAGUAUUGUUAAAUACAAGUUUGUUACAGAGAAACAUGACUCUAAGAACACACUGAACUAUGAAUAGUUGCUCCACCUACUUUCCCAGACUUUUUCUAUGCAGAGCCCUGAUCCACAAAUUAUUUUAGUGAUUGCUUACAUCUUCGUCUGUAGUAGGGAACACGAGUGAGACUAACCUAGCAGAAGGGGCCACUGAGAUGAAUGCACACACGUGUGAAGCUCCUGCUGAUAUACUUCCAAAGAUAUGCUAUGUUAGCAUUCAAUGCAACUGCAAAAAAUUAAAA